Pseudophryne corroboree (corroboree frog) is the source of this 1994-nucleotide messenger RNA. RefSeq names its product putative nuclease HARBI1. The record is from RefSeq and is a predicted model, not a curated record. The transcript has 5 exons. Bases 194 to 1315 code for a protein of 373 amino acids. Lineage: Eukaryota; Metazoa; Chordata; Amphibia; Anura; Myobatrachidae.
AUAUCCAAAUAUUAAAUUUAGUUUUAUUUGCUUUUUAUUUUUGCAUUUUGGACAUGAAUUCAACACAGAAAAAAUGUACGCUCCUGCAGUAAGUUGACACCACAAUUGUAAAAACAGUUAUUGUGUAAAAUUUUGGAAAACUUUGAAUUAUUUUUUUUUUACAUUUCUUAACAUUCUCUCCAAAAAGUGUGUGAUGUCAAUACAUAUUGCGGCAGAAGCCCUACCUCCCCAACCCACGCCAGCACUCCCACCCCAACCGCCAGCCCCACAACCACAGCCGGCUCCUCAUCAACCAAGGCAACGGAGGCGUGCUAGGCCACCAAUUUUCAGAACCCGUGUCAGACUUUUUGGGAUGCCAGAUGAUGUGGUGGUGCGUAGAUACCGGCUGCCACCACAUCUAAUCCUAGACACUCUCUCCAUAAUAGAGAGUGAUCUGGAGUCUGAAAUUCGGUAUCCUACAGCAAUACCACCAUUGACACAAUUCCUUGCAGUGUUACAUUUUUUGGCCACAGGAUCAUUCCAGCAUGUGGUUGGAGACCUGGUUGGCAUGUCGCAGGGCCAGUUCAGUAAGGUCCUGCGACGUGUCUGCCAGGCUUUCCUCAAGCGUGUUAAGCAAUUUAUUGCUAUGCCUUUGGAUGUUGGUGCCCUAGAUGUGGUGAAGCGGCAAUUUGCGGAAGGUGGUAGUCGCUUCCCACAUGUUAUUGGGGUUGUGGAUGGCACACAUGUAGCUAUUCAGCCACCAAAACAUAAUGAAGAAAUUUAUAGAAACAGGAAACUGUUUCAUUCUCUGAAUGUAAUGGUUGUUUGUGGGCCAUCCCUCCAGAUCCUUUCCCUGAACGCAAAGUUUACUGGAAGUUCCCAUGAUGCGUAUGUCAUUAGACAAUCAGGGAUAUGGCAGAGAUUAAGAUCAAGUCAACGACCAGACAUGUGGUUAUUGGGAGACCGUGGAUAUCCUUGCACCCCCUGGCUCAUGACUCCUUACCGUAAUCCCAGGCCAGGACCACAGAUGGCAUUUAACUCCGCGCUUACUGCCACUAGGCAGCUGGUGGAGCGCACAAUUGGUGUCCUGAAAGGGCGGUUUCGUGUUCUCCACCGCACUGGUGGCGACAUCAUGUAUUCGCCGGAGAUGGCAAGUAAAAUAGUGGUCCUGUGCGCAAUACUCCAUAAUAUCGCGGUAAGGAGUAGUGUAGAGCUUCCUCAGGCAGAGGAAUUGCCUGAUGAGGAGCCAGGGGUUGUGCCACGCUUCGGUGGGGGGAGUGUGACACGGAGGGGGAGCCAAGUGAGGGCAAGAAUUGUAGCAGAAUAUUUCAGCUGAAUGAUCACACGAACUGUGGACAACAACAACGGCAAAACUCCCCACCCCCUUCCCCUUCUCACUCCCCCUCCCCUUCUCACUCCCCCUCCCCUUCUCACUCCCCCUCCCCUUCUCACUCCCCCUCAGCUUCCCAGUCCCCCUCAGCUUCCCAGUCCCCCUCAUCUUCCCAGGCCCCAUCAGCUUCCCUGGCCCACUCCACUUUACAUUCCCCUUCUCACCACACCUCUCCAUCUCUUUCUGGGACCCCUUCUCCUCCUUCCCAUACCCCUUCUCCUUCAAAAUCAACAUCACAAUCUGAACCACCCUCACCCUCUAUUGCUUUAACUUUUUCUCCGCCCCCCUCGCCCUCUCAAUCAGACCCCCCCUCUGAAAUUGCGGACCAAAUCCAGCCUCCUUCCCCCAUCCAGCCUCCUUCCCCAAUCCCUCCUCCUUCCCCAAUCCCUCCUCCUUCCCCAAUCCCUCCUCCUUCCCCCAUCCAGCCGCCUUCCCCCAUCCAGCCAACAUCCCCACCAAGUGAAUGGGCAGAGGAAGCCCCUGCCGAACGUUCCGGGAGUCUGGAUGUUGCCGUGGAAAAUGUUGCAGUUGGAGAUCCCACAAGUUUUUCAGGGAUACUUUACACCAUGCGCCAACACCUGCAAGGAAUGAUGGAUUGUGUGGACCAUUUGCAAAAAUUUGCUUG